GCAGGAAGUGCGUCGCGGCGUCUGUCAAAUUCUUACAGUGAAGAAUGUUGAGUUUACCAAGCUGGAGGGGAAGAUGCUGAUAUUAAUGUUGGUGUCAGAGAAGAGUGUGUAAAUUGAGGAUUUUCAGCGCAGUCGGACAAAUGAGUGUGCGCGCGUUGUGGAUAAUUUCUCACGAGAAGGGAGACAAUGUGUCCAUACGCUUUUCGAGGAGGUUUUCUACUGUGGAGCACCGUGCAAAGAGGCUGGCAGGUUCCUGGUAUGUAGCAGUCCCAGAUGAAAACACUGUGCUGCAGCUCCUGCUCACUGAGCUGGGGCUUUCAGACUCAAACAAGCCCUAUGUAGCUCUCAGGGAUGACUGCCUUCAUUGCCAGCGAUCACCAGCUCUGGAGCUGCGUGUGGAUGGCCCUGCAAAGGCCGUACUAUGGCCAGUGUUGGCCAUCUCACAAGGGCCUCUCAUCCUAGCUUGCCUGCCUCUUGUGGAUGCCCCUGCAGAGCCACGUCCACCCCUUGCCAGCCUGCUGUCUGUCUCCCAGGGCCUCACGCUUCUUGCAGGUCUGCAGACUUUUCUCCUCGGCUCUGGGGGUAAGCUUGACAGCGAGGGGCUGGCCUCUCGGCUGGCAAUGCUGCCCGCUGUGCUCCUGCAGGUUUGUCCGCUUGGCACACCCCUGGAUGUGCCACUACUGGGUGCACCUGCCACAAACACAGUGCCCGCUCCUGCUGGUAGCCAAAAGCAGCCAGCCUGGAAGACGGGUCUCCACCGCGGUCGAGCUGUGGUGAACGUGGCCCUGGCAGAAACAGUACGCUCCAUGCAGUAUGGUAACCGGAGCAGACAGGACCUGUGGGAUGUUUUUGGCACUGUGACAUGCAAAUGUGAAGUGGAAGGAGUGCUCCCAAAUGUGACGGUGACUCUCACACUGCCGCCAAAUGGUUCUCCACUACAGGACAUCCUGGUCCAUCCUUGUGUCACCUCACUGGACUCUACUAUCCUCACUGCCAGCAGCGUGGAUAACUAUGAUGGCUCAGCUUUCUCUGGGCCAUACAAGUUCCCCUUCUCUCCUCCUCUGGAGCCAUUCAGACUAUGCAGCUAUACAUCUCAAGUCCCCGUUCCCCCUAUCCUUGGUUCGUAUCAACUGAGGGAAGAAGACAACCAGCUGCAUGUGUCGGUAACCCUCAAACUUCAUGAGAGUGUGAAGAACAGCUUCGAGUACUGUGAGGCACACCUGCCAUUCUUUAACAGAGAUCAGAUGGGUGUUGUGGAUGUGAAGGUGAGCUUCGGACAGCUGGAUACCUCAAAGGAGAAGAACCUGUUGGUCUGGGCUCUGGGACAAAAGUUCCCUAAAUCUCGUGAGGUCACAAUGGAGGGCAAGAUCAGUUUUUCUGGGCCAACAGCAGGACCCACUGACCCCCUCUGCACAGAUCUUACAGCUUACAUCAAAUUGUAUUUUAAAGUGCCUGACAUGACGUUGUCUGGAUGCUGCGUGGACCAACAUUCAGUGCAGGUUUAUUCCUCUGCCAAGCCAAGGAUUGUAACAUCCCGAGAACUUCUGUCCAAAGAGUACUUCAUAUGGAAUUCAACAGGAACUGCUCCGGUAUCCUCUGGGCAGAUGAUGCUAUAGCAUGGAUACGUUGGUGUAUAGGUGCACAGUUAUACUAUACUGUGGCACGACUGAAGACUUUUUAAAGAAUAAUGGAGUGAUCCAGACUGGAUAUGUGAGCCCAUAAAAUGUAUUUGUUACUAUCUUGUUGUUCCUAGAGAGCUUACAAAUGGUAGAAAAUGUAAAUAGCAGUGGGAAUAACUCAUACAAUUUUACAAGUUAUCUCACAUUUUCAUGGAAUAAAGUCUUUUGUCUUGCAGAAUUAUGGAUUUUGUUGUUGGAUGGACACUUAAAAAAAAAAAAAAAAAAAA
This is a messenger RNA of Acanthopagrus latus (yellowfin seabream), 1906 nucleotides long. It is a transcript of the gene ap5m1, whose product is annotated as adaptor related protein complex 5 subunit mu 1. Bases 141 to 1616 code for a protein of 491 amino acids. Gene Ontology annotation, cellular component: AP-type membrane coat adaptor complex; cytosol; lysosome. Lineage: Eukaryota; Metazoa; Chordata; Actinopteri; Spariformes; Sparidae. The transcript is spliced from 8 exons. Gene Ontology annotation, biological process: endosomal transport. The record is from RefSeq and is a predicted model, not a curated record.